AGCUGGCUGCUGCUGUGUGAGGCGGAGCGCAGAGGAGCCGCGCGGGUGUCUCGGGCGGAGGCUGCGCCUCCCCCGCCUCUUUCCCAGCCCCUCCGCACCUGCCCCAGCUCCAUGCCCACAAGAUGGAGGCGGCGGCGCUGGUGUGAGGGGGGAGCCCGUGCCCAGGUGCGUGCCUGGCGGGCGUUGAGGCGGAGAUGCUGCUGGUCUAUGUGAUCCUGAUCUCGGCGCUGGCCGGUUCCUGCAUCACGCUGCUGCUCCAGCUGCUGCUGCUUUACAGGAGGAAGCCGGAACCCCCCGCGGUGGCCAGAGCCUCCGGCGGCCUCUUCUACGCCAGGGUCCUGCCUGACCACAGCCUCAGGGACUAUUUCCACGGCUCAGACCCGGCGGGCAGCCAUCCGCCCCAGGAGCCUGCCCCUGCCGCCGCCUCCGCUACUGCCCCCUCCCCUGGCGCCGCCAAGCCUCAGGCUGAGCCCGCCGCCAAGCAGCAGCAAGAGCCCUCUGCGUCCCCCGUCUCCCGAGAGGAGACCUGCUACUUCCUCAAUGCCAUCUGCCUCUUCCUCUUCAGGGAGCUCAGGGACACCUCCCUGGUCAGGCACUGGGUCACCAAGAAGAUCAAGGUGGAGUUCGAGGAGCUGCUGCAGACCAAGAUGACGGGCAAGGUGCUGGAGGGGCUCAGCCUCAGGGAUGUGUCGCUGGGCGACGUGGUGCCCCUCUUCAAAUCCAUCAAGCUCAUCCGGCCAGUGAUCUGCAGUGACGAGGGCUGCCCCGAGGAACUGAGCUUCGAGGUGGACCUGGAGUAUAAUGGUGGUUUCCACCUAGCCAUCGAUGCAGACCUGGUCUUUGGCAAGUCGGCGUAUCUCUUCGUCAAGAUCUCCCGGGUGAUGGGGAAGCUGAGACUGGUCUUCACCCGCUUGCCCUUCACGCACUGGUCCUUUUCUUUCAUGGAUGAUCCUGUGAUCGGCUUUGAGGUGAAAUCCCAGUUUGAGGGGAGGCCCAUGCCCCAGCUCACUUCUAUCAUCGUCAACCAGUUCAAGAAGGUCAUCAAGCGCAAGCACACCUUACCCAAUUAUAAAAUCAGGUUCAAGCCAUUUUUUCCAUUUCAAGUUAUGUCACCUGAGGAAUAUGAAGAUCGGGAUCUCAACAUACAAGAUUUUCCAUUGACAGAAGGCCGACUUAAAAUUACCUUAAUAGAAUGUACAAGAUUACUGAUUUUUGGAUCCUAUGAAAGAGAAACGAAUGUUCAUUGCACGUUUGAGCUGAGCAGUAAUGUCUGGGAAGAAAAAUCUCGGAGUUCCAUUAAAACGGCAGAACUAAUUAAAGGGAAUUUACAAAGUGUUGGACUCACUCUCCGUCUAGUUCCGUCUAAGGAAGAGGAUGGAGGACAUGUUGUUGUUGAAACUGUUACACCAAACUCACCUGCUGCAGCUGCUGAUCUUCAACGAGGAGAUAGACUUAUAGCGAUUGGAGGAGUUAAAAUCACAUCGACUGUUCAAGUGCUCAAGCUUAUCAAGCAGGCUGGUGACCGAGUUUUAGUGUUCUAUGAAAGGCCCGUUGGUUAUAAUCAGCAUGGUGCAGGACUCCAGGAUGGUUUUGGACAAUUAGAAGACCCUGCUUUUCUGGCACACCCAGAAGAGGAACAAACUUAUGUUUCAGCAGAUGCUGAUAACAAAGAACUGGAUUCAGAAUUUGAAGAUUUAGCUUGUGAGAUAAAGUCACCUGAGCUCAAAGAAGAGAUGCCAACAACUCAGAGUCCCAAACGUUCUGUAGUAACGUUUGCUACUAAACCACUUGGAACAAUAUCUCCAAUUCUAAAUCGCAAGCUGCAUUUAGGAAAUUAUCAGACUACUUUAAAAACACAACCAAAAGAUGGAAUCAAACUGGUAGUGCCCAAAAGUUCCGAGGGUCAGGACACAUCACAACAAUCAGUUAGACCACCUCAGGGGAGCAGUACUAAACCUCCUGUACCACCUAGGCCACAAAUUAAACUUACUUUGCCUUCUAGUGAAACUCAAAAUAUGUUAGAAACAGGAGACGUAUCUUCUGAAAAACCAGAGAGGCCUCCUCCACCUGCAAACAAUGGAGAUAAAUGCACAGCAAAGGUAACAAAAAAUAAUGAUCAAGUGGAAGACCCAGAGAUAUCAAAACCAACAAUAACAAAACCAGAAAUAGUAAAAGAUACAAUUUCAGAAAAUUCACGUAGUUCUAAGGAAAGUGGCGAUGACCAACAUACAUGGGAAUCACCAGAAAUUCCUUAUCGCAAUCGACAAGGUCGAUGGGCAAGGAUAAGGGCAUCCUCCUGUAUAUUUGAAGUGGAAGGAUACCAUAAGUACCUUAAUGUUGCACUUUGGUGCAGAGACCCUUUCAAAAUGGGUGGUCUUAUCUGUUUAGGACACAUAAGUAUAAAACUUGAAGAAAUUGCUUUAGAUUGUAUAGCUACAUCAUCCAUGGAAUACCUUAGAACACUUAGAUUAAACGCUCCUGCACCUAAAGCAGCAGUCACUAGAACUGCUUUGCGCAAUUUGACAGUGCAUAAGGGAUUCAAUGAAAAGUUUUGCUAUGGCGAUAUAACUUUACACUUUAAAUAUCUAAAAGAAGGGGAACCAGAAGACUCAAGUUUUCUGCUGGAGAAAGAAAAGGAAUAUAAUUUGGUAGAAGAAGUUCAUGCACUUCAGAAAGAGGAUCCUUAUCUGGGACAAAUGAUUUUUACGGAAAACAAGCAUAAUUUUCAAGAUACGCAGUUCCAGAAUCCAACCUGGUGUGACUACUGCAAAAAGAAGGUUUGGACUAAAGCAGCUUCCCAGUGCAUGCUCUGUGCUUACGUUUGUCAUAAAAAAUGUCAAGAAAAAUGUCUAGCUGAAACCCCAUUUUGUGUAGGAGCUGAAAGGAGACUUGACCGAAUUAUGGGAAGUUAUAGGAUGGACGGGCAGGAAGCUCCUCAAGCUGUAUCUUCUCGUGUUGAUUCAGAAUCUAAAUCUGUGAACAAAACCACAGGUUUAACAAGACAUAUCAUCAACACAAGUACUCGUUUGUUAAAUCUUCGUCAAGUCCCUAAAGCUCGCUUUGUUGAGCCAGGGAUGGACAUCGUAGAACCUUCACCAAAGCACACUCCAAACACUUCAGAUAAUGAAAGCAGUGACACUGAAAUUUGCAGUCCAAAUAGUCCCUCAAAACGUGCAGCAAGCACAGGGAUAAAGUUAGCAAAAAAGGAGGGAGGACUAGAUGACAAUGUCUUUGUUGCAGUAAAAGAAAUUGGCCGUGAUCUCUAUAAAAGCUUGCCUACAGAGGAAAGGUUCCAGAAAUUAGAGUUCAUGUUGGAUAAACUGCAGAAUGAAAUAGACCAAGAAUUGGAAAAUAAUAAUUCACUCAUUCGAGAAGAAAAAGAGGCAGGUGAUGCAAGGAAAAAAGCGCUAAUUUCUGCUGCAUUGGCUAAAUCAGGUGAAAGACUGCAAGCCCUUACGCUGCUUAUGAUCCACUACAGAGCAGGCAUUGAGGAUAUAGAAUCUUUGGAAAAUGCACCUUUAGACCAGCAAUCCAGGAAAGUGACUAAAUAUGCAGAAGACACUAGCACUGCAGAAGAAAUGGAUCAUGAAAAUGUCAGUGUGACAGAGGCUCCAACAUUCAACAGCAUAUCGGAAGAACCGCUUGACACUCCUCGUUCAGUAGACUGAGAGUUGCAUAUUUGGCUUUCGGAAGAAUGGAUUGAAAAGAAUACUUUGCACUUAAUAAAAAAAAAUCAGAUAAGUCAAAAUUUAAUUAAACACUGGUACAAUGUACAUGACCUGCUUCACCACAGUUAUUUGCCUGUGUAAGAGUAAGGUUAGUAGAGCUAUUUUUCCAGCAACAGUACCAUCCUUUUGUUAAACAGGCUGGUUCAAAUUGUGUUAAAACUACAUUUUUGGGUUUAUACUGGGAGUUUAUUUUUAAUAAUUUAUUUUUAACUUUUUUCUAAUUAUGUGAGCUAACAUUUCAUGUUAAUGUAUAUGUGGUGUCCUUUGUGUAUUAUUGACCUUUUUUGUUUUUGAAUUAGUGAUUUGAACAGGAAAGUUUUGAACAGAAUUUUUGAAAUGUUUGAUUUCCAUUAUAUGAUGAAAACAUUGUGAGCUUGCUGCAUGCCUAAACUGAUGACAACACAGCAGUCAUUGAGGGACCAGGUUUUGAAAUUUUGAUCAUGUUGCAUUGAUUUAUGUCUUCUGAAUAGUUGUAUAUUUUUUGCCAAAUGUAUCAUGAAAACACUGUGGCUUUUAUUUUGUCUGUUAUAACAACUGUCCAGUAAAGGUAUUAUUGCAUAUCAA
Molecule: messenger RNA, 4292 nt
Organism: Gopherus evgoodei (Goodes thornscrub tortoise)
Lineage: Eukaryota; Metazoa; Chordata; Testudines; Testudinidae
Gene: PDZD8
Product: PDZ domain containing 8
Exons: 5
Coding region: 195-3668 (1157 amino acids)
Biological process (GO): mitochondrial calcium ion homeostasis
Cellular component (GO): mitochondria-associated endoplasmic reticulum membrane contact site
Molecular function (GO): protein binding; lipid binding
Source: RefSeq, a predicted model, not a curated record